Pieris brassicae (large cabbage white) is the source of this 1349-nucleotide messenger RNA. It is a transcript of the gene ND-42, whose product is annotated as NADH dehydrogenase [ubiquinone] 1 alpha subcomplex subunit 10, mitochondrial. The record is from RefSeq and is a predicted model, not a curated record. The transcript has 5 exons. NCBI's taxonomy places the organism in Eukaryota, Metazoa, Arthropoda, Insecta, Lepidoptera, Pieridae. Gene Ontology annotation, biological process: mitochondrial electron transport, NADH to ubiquinone. Gene Ontology annotation, cellular component: cytoplasm. The coding region runs from base 94 to 1296 and encodes 400 amino acids.
UGUGCACUUGUAUAGUCUUUCUAGUCUGUGGUGUUAUGUCAUACCUCCAUACUAGUGAAUUUUUAUUAUGAAUUAAUAGGGUCGACAGUAAAUAUGGCGACUCUUAUCCGCACUACAUUUGUAAAAGUGGUAAGCCCUGCGCAGAGUGGCAAGAUAGCAGGAUGCACAAUUAUCCAAAAGCGAGAUAUUAUGGGGAAAACUUUAAGGGAGUCGCUUCCACCCCGCCCGCCUAAACCAGCACCCUUUGAUUACGUCAAUAAGGAUUAUACAUGGUUCCGAAGUUUGUUUGAUAGGACUACCCAUAGGUUGGACGAAAAUUCCAAAGUGGUUAUUGUAGAAGGCCCAGUAGCAGCUGGUAAAACUCAGUUUGCAUCUGCCCUUGCUGCUGACCUAGGUAUGAAGCAUUUUCCUGAAGCCAAUAUGGACAUCCACUAUAUACAACAAGGGGUUGAUCUUCGCACGUUCAACGACCGUGUCCCUCCAGACACAAGAACAUUCGACCACAUUGAUUUUAAUGAAUGCCCUAACCACCGCUUGGCUGGUAAUUAUCAGAUUAUGAUGUACAUGGCCAGGGUUAACCAGUACAUUGAUGCAUUGGCUCAUCUAUUAAACACUGGACAAGGUGUUGUGUUGGAAAGAUCUCCAUUUUCUGAUUUUGUGUUUCUUGAAGCUAUGUUCUCUCAGAAGUUUUUAAGCAAGGGAGUAAAGUCUAUUUACUAUGAGUUGAGGGGCCAAACAAUUGAAGAUCUGCUGCGUCCUCAUCUAGUCAUCUAUCUUGACAUUCCUGUCGACAAGGUACAAGAAGCAAUCAAGAAGCGUGGACACAAACAUGAAGUAUGUGGCAAAGCUCUGACACCUGGUUACUUGCAAGAAAUGGAAAGGCAAUAUAAGAAUAAAUAUCUUCGUGACAUUUGUACCCAUGCCGAGCUUUUAGUGUAUGACUGGACUGGGGGUGGUGAGGUUGAAGUGGUAGUCGAAGAUAUUGAACGUCUCGACUUUGAUCAGUAUGUCCACCGAGAUGAGCCAAAAAUGAAAGACUGGAGGCUGCCCCGCGAAGUGGAGUGGUCUGAUCAGCGAAUGAUUUUCACUAACAACAAGCACAUUUUCAUGAACCUCUUCAACAUACCAAGAACUGAUGUGCCAGAAUUGGUCACCAGUGCUGACGACAUGCAUGCCUAUACUCAGGUGGUGUACGGUGACCCAAAAAUAAGGUUCUUGGAAGGCUACAACGCUGAGGCUGGUGACACGGGCCUAACCAUGAAGAAUAAAAUGCCCAAGUAUACAGAAUACUUCUAAAACGGGAUUAUUUAGCUUAUUUGUGAAUAUUUAAUAAAAUUAGUAACCGUUAA